AUGUCGAAUUCUAAACAUGUGCCAGAAAGCGACAUACCAAAAAAAAACAUCGAUUACAGUUUACAAAUUAAUAGAUGGUUCCUCAAGCCAAUCGGUGCAUGGCCACAAAUAAAUUCGCCGAGUUCAGUGUAUAAAAUCAUGAUACUACUACAAAUUUUCAUUUGUUCAAGCAUAAUAGCAGUCCCAACAAUACCAUGUUUGUUACAUAUGUUAUUUGAGGCAAACAAUAUCAAGCAAAAACUGAAUGUCUCAGGACCGCUACUUCAUAGAGCUUUGGGUUCGAUACAUUACUGGGUGCUGCUCAAGCGUAAUCGUGACAUUCAUAAAUUAAUACAACAUAUGGAAGCAGACUGGAGUCUCAUACAAAAAAUUGACGAACGUGAAGUAAUGCUGCAACAUGCCAAGUUCGGUCGUUUCGUCGUCAUAAUCUGUGCGGUGUUUAUGCAAGGCGGUUUGUUUCUGUAUAGUUUAGGGAAAUCAAUGAAAACUAUAACCAUCAUCGUUGGUAAUGAGACUUUCAAGACGCAUCCAACGAAUUGUCCGAUUUACAGCAAGAUUAUCGAUACAAGAUUUAGCCCUGUGAAUGAAAUCACAUUAGUUUUGCAGAAUCUAACAAUGUUCGUAGCAAGUUUUUCUACCGUUAGUAUUUGCAGUUUGGCUGCUGUUUUCGCGAUACAUGCUUGUGGUCAGUUGAACGUCUUGAAUGCGUGGCUACGUGAACUUGUUGAAAAUCAGAAGAGAAAUGAUACAAAUCAAAAAUUGGCCGCAAUCGUAGAACAUCAUCUAAGAACAUUGAGUUUUAUAUCACGUGUGGAAAGUAUUAUGCACAAAGCUUCUCUUGCAGAAUUAAUGGGAUGUACAAUAUCAUUGUGCUUAAUUGGAUAUUACACUAUUAUGGCUUGGGAAACGUUCGAUACCGCAAAAAUAACGUCUUACAUCUUUAUGUAUUUAUCAAUGGGUUUUAAUAUUUUUAUAUUUUGCUACAUCGGAGAGAUUAUCACAGAACAGUGCAAACGUGUUGGGGAAGUGGCAUAUAUGACUGACUGGUAUAAUCUACAUCACAAAACUGCACGUGGUCUCAUUUUGAUUAUUGUCCGAUCAAAUAAUGUAAUUAAGAUAACAGCGGGAAAAUUAUUCCAUUUAUCCAUCGCAACUUUUGGUGAUGUAAUUAAAACUUCCAUGGUAUAUUUAAAUUUUUUGCGAACAAUGACUAUGUAA
This is a messenger RNA of Atta colombica, 1218 nucleotides long. RefSeq names its product odorant receptor 85c-like. Gene Ontology annotation, molecular function: olfactory receptor activity; odorant binding. Gene Ontology annotation, biological process: sensory perception of smell; detection of chemical stimulus involved in sensory perception of smell. The record is from RefSeq and is a predicted model, not a curated record. The transcript is spliced from 5 exons. The coding region runs from base 1 to 1218 and encodes 405 amino acids. NCBI's taxonomy places the organism in Eukaryota, Metazoa, Arthropoda, Insecta, Hymenoptera, Formicidae. Gene Ontology annotation, cellular component: plasma membrane.